Solanum verrucosum is the source of this 897-nucleotide messenger RNA. RefSeq lists its product as uncharacterized. Lineage: Eukaryota; Viridiplantae; Streptophyta; Magnoliopsida; Solanales; Solanaceae. The record is from RefSeq and is a predicted model, not a curated record. The transcript has a single exon. The coding region runs from base 1 to 897 and encodes 298 amino acids.
AUGAAGGACUUGGUCACAAAGAAAAGAGCUGUAAGUAUUGAUUUAACUGACAAUGUUCAUCACUGCAGUGCUAUUGCUACCAGGUGUAUGGUACAAAAGAAGGAGGAUCCGGGUGCUUUUACCAUACCGUGCACUAUCGGAUCAAUUGAAUUUGCAAAGGCCUUGUGUGAUCUAGGGACCAGUAUCAACUUGAUGUCGCUAGCCAUCUAUAAGCAACUGGGGUUAGGAGUUCCAAAACCCACAACCAUGAGGUUGAUGAUGGCAGAUAGGUCAGUGAAGCGACCUUUAGGCAUUCUAUGUAAUGUGCUCGUGAAGGUGGACACAUUCAUCUUUCUGGCAGACUUCGUGAUCUUGGAUUGCAAAGUGGAUUUCGAGGUUCCCAUUAUUUUGGGAAGGCCAUUUCUGGCCAUGAGACGAGCAUUGGUAGAUGUUGAGCGAGGAGAACUAAAGUUCAGACUCAACAAAGAAAAGGUAAAGUUUAAUAUUUGCAGGUCCAUGAAGAAGCCACAUGAUAUGAAUCUUGUGUCUGCAAUAGCGGUCUUUGAUGAAGAAGAAAUGGGAGCAAAAAUUGAAGAGAGGAUGGCCGUUGAAACCUUAGUUGCAGUGCUGAUGAACUUUGAAGCUGACUUCUGGUCUGACUAUGUAGAGAUCGUGAAUGCUUUGCAGGGUAUGGGAGCACACUCUUAUGCUCCAAAGAAGUUGGACCUGGAUCUGAAAAAUAGGCCAAUUCCUCCAGCAAAACCAUCCAUUGAGGAGCCACCUGUGCUGGAACUGAAACAGUUACCCAAUCACCUGAGGUAUGUAUUUUUGAGAACUAACAACACUUUACCUGUGAUUUUGGCUGCAGAUUUGAAUGAUGAACAAGUUCAAGUUGUGAUCAAAGUGUUGAUUAGGUAA